GUUUCGAUUUCGUUUUCUUUUCUGGAUGACUGGAUGAGCAUUGAGCAUGGUUGGCCUAAUGUACGCGUAGGCCUACAACCACAACCCACACUAGCAGUUCGAAGCAACAGCAGUCCUCUGUCUUAGUUGAUUCGGAAGUCCUCCCGUUGAUUCAGUCACUGUAUUAACUAUGUCAGUAUUAAUUGGAUUAGUGGAUCAGAUAAUCGGAGCGUCUGACACAGUGAGCUGGGAUGUCAACAAGAUUGGUGGAACUCCGUCCUGGCUGACUGAAGGCCCGUCUCGACAGAUCCCCAACUGCCGACUGUGUGGUCGUCCCAGUAGUCUGGUCACUCAGCUGUACUGCCCCCUGGGUGGCUCCCCCUACCAUCGCCUACUUUACGUCUUUGCCUGUCUCACUGACUGCAGCAAGAGACGUGAAGGGUAAAU
Molecule: messenger RNA, 426 nt
Organism: Aplysia californica (California sea hare)
Lineage: Eukaryota; Metazoa; Mollusca; Gastropoda; Aplysiida; Aplysiidae
Product: programmed cell death protein 2-like
Exons: 2
Coding region: 170-424 (84 amino acids)
Source: RefSeq, a predicted model, not a curated record